CGUCAGCCAGAGGAAGCGGAGGGAAAAAGCUGUGGAAUGGCGGACGGUGGGCAGGGGCCGCUGAGGUGGUGACGGCGAGGAGCGGGAGGAAGGCGCAGAGAAGUUGGGGCGGGCAGCUCACUGACUGUCAGAUUCGUAGAGGUCUGGAGAACACCUAGCAAGGUCCUAUAGAACCCUGCCUGAAACUGGUCCACCAUGCCGUUAGUAACGAGAAACAUCGAGCCAAGGCACCUGUGCCGUCAGAUGCUGCCGAGUGUUCGGAAUGAACUGGAGUGCGUGACCAACAUAACCCUGGCAAAUGUCAUUCGACAGCUGGGCAGCCUGAGUAAAUUUGCUGAGGACAUAUUUGGCGAGCUUUUCACACAGGCCAACACCUUUGCCUUUCGUGUAAGCUCCCUAGUUGAGAGAGUAGACCGCCUGCAAGUCAAAGUCACUCAGCUGGAUCCCAAGGAGGAGGAAGUGUCCCUGCAAGGUAUUAACACAAGGAAAGCCUUCAAAAGCUCCACAACUCAGGACCAAAAGCUCUUUGACAGAGACUCUCUCCCAGUGCCUGUCCUUGAAACAUACAGUGUUUGCAAUACGCCACCACCUCUUAACAUUCUCUCCCCUUACAGGGAUGAUGGCAAAGAAGCGCUUAAAUUCUACACAGAUCCAUCCUACUUCUUUGAUCUCUGGAAGGAGAAAAUGCUACAAGACACCAAGGAUAUCAUGAAAGAAAAACGGAAGCAUCGGAAAGAAAAGAAGGACAAUCCGAACCGAGGAAAUGUGAAUCCACGGAAAAUCAAAACCCGGAAGGAGGAGUGGGAGAAAAUGAAAAUGGGACAAGAGUUUGUAGAGUCAAGGGAAAAAUUUGGACCACCUGGGUACCACUCUAAUAUGGUGUACCAGAAUGGCAGCAUUGGCUCUGACGAAAGCGUAGAUGCAGGCUACUACCUGCCUCCACCACAGCUGGAUUCAGUUCCGUCAUCUCCUCCUUCGUUCAUGGAGGACAGUCUUCCUCCACCACCAAUUGAAUUUAGCUAUCCAGUGCACAACCAAAGUAGUUCCGGAGGGCUGAAGAAAUCAGGCCUCGUCAGCCCAAGCCACCCUCCACCAGCUCCACCCAUUGGUUCUCCACAGGGAGGCCGGCCGGGAUUUUCACCACCUCCUGCACCUCCGCCACCACCGCCAAUGACGGGGGUUCCUCCACCACCACCUCUUGCUGGCUUCCCAAAUGUGGGGGUCCCACCACCUCCCUCUCCUCCUUCUUUUCCUCCUCACCCUGAUUUUGCUGCCCCUCCACCCCCACCUCCGCCAGCAGCAGAGUUUACUCUUGCACCCCCAGCCAUGUCACCCCAACAGGGUGGUGGCGCACCCCCACCUCCUCCACCCCCACCCCCUCCUGGGCCCCCUCCUUCUUCCUUUGGUGGUGCAGAUGGCCCAGAAGCUCUUCCGCAGCUGGACUCAACGCCUUCCAAGUCAAAGUCCUCACUGCCUGAUGUUAGUGAGGCUAGAAGUGACUUGCUUUCUGCUAUUCGUCAAGGAUUCCAGCUCCGCAAAGUAGAAGAGCAGCGUGAGCAAGAAAAGCGAGAUAUCGGGGGCAACGACGUGGCGACCAUCCUUUCCCGCCGCAUUGCGGUGGAGUACAGCGACUCAGAAGACGAUUCUUCAGAGUUUGAUGAAGACGAGUGGUCCGACUAGCUGCCCCUGCGCCACCCGGUCUCUUUGAAAGCAAGAGGAAGCAGCCACCCUUGCCCAGAUUGCCAAAACUCUACUUGCUUAUUUCUCUCCUCCAGUAACCAAAGAUUGCUAUACCAAGGGCUUCCAGUCGACCGCCAGCCUUCUUUCAUAGACAGGACUUGUGCGCCCUCUCCAAUGAAAGAGGGUAGCGGAAAUUAACUCCAAAUCUUCAGAUUCUCAGGGCUCUAGAACAAAAUCCGAUGAAUGAUUUCUCUUGGGGGCAGGGGUCAAUGUAGCUGCAGGCAAGCUUGAAAAUUACAGGCCCCAAUGCAGCCGAGAAGCAUCCUUUCAAGCGGCCGCCAUUUUGAAAGGCAAUAUAUUUGCCGAUGGCUCUUUUAUUCCCCUUUGCAUCACUAUGCGCGGUAUUGGAAAAGAAGCUCGGCAGCCAGAGGGUGAGUGGCUUAUGUAGCCACUCAAAUUGGGAAAUGCUGCAAGGAGACAGGCUUGAUUUUCUGUUUUCUGUCCAUUAACAGUCUCUUAAGGGCUAAAAUGGAUGCUUGAGGAGGGUUGCCUUUUAUUGUCAAGCAGCUAAACCCUCUUCAAUCAUUUGGUGUGGACCUCCAAUACUAUCUAAAUGGGAAGAAUGAUGCAAAGACCACAGGAUCCUACCAGCUUUUCCAGUUGUUCUUGUCCAGUUCUCUUCCUCACCAAAGUCCCCCCCCCCCUCAUCCCAGGCAACAAAGCCUUUCCAUUGGUCAAAAGGGGAUCCCUCCUUGUUCUUUCACUAGCGAAAAGUCUGGUGUGAUCCCCCGCCAUGCCCCACUAACCCUUUUGGCCUUAUUUCCAUAUUGUCUAGUUAUUUGUCGCCAUGUGAGCUGAAUUGGGAGGUAGUUUUCCAGUGUUCGGAGAGGACCCAGAAGCAGCAGGCAUGGCCUUGCGGUGUAACAUGGUCUUGGAACCCUAAGCAGAGACCUCUGUGGUACUCUGGCAAAGUAGCAAAUUAAAGUCAUCGGCCCAUGCUGCUCUUCCUCUCCAGACAUCCCAUGGAGGCUUUGUGGACCAAAUUGGUCAUUGAUAAUACAUAUCCAGUCUGCUUUUACGAGCUUGCUUUAACCCCUUUCCGAAUCAGUUCUGCCUUGUUCAUUACCAGACCAAAAAACAAAAAUUCCCUCUCCCAGCUUGAAUUGCGUGGGUGGGAGAAAAAUUGCUUCGAGUGUGUGACGAUAAAGCUGUAGAUGAUUUUAAAUACGUAAAAUUAGGUUUUACUUCAAAUCCAGAACAUCAGCAUUAAAUACGAAUUCCUCUCUUUAAUGAGUGCCUUUUGAAAUGGCUCGUUUGAGCUUUCCUGUCCAAGAGCUGGUAUGCAAAAUAACCCAAGGGCAGGCCUUCGGAUACAGAUCCCAGGCUACUAGAGUGGGCCUGGAUGACCCCUCAUAAAUAAGAAACCUGAUUCUGUGUGUCAAUAAGGGUACCUAACAUCCCCUUUGCCAGUUUGAAACUCUUUGCCCUACAUGACUUUUUUUCUUUUUGAGCUACGAUAUGUCUUGUAACUUUCUUUCCUGUGGCAAAAGCGAGUUGUAAUUGGUAGAGGAGUCGUCGUGGGUAUGGUGGUGUCCUUUGGGUCUUCUGCUUACAAAUUUCCUUAUUACAUUUUUUCCCCAAAGGCUCCAGAGCUUUAGAUGCCAGACAUUCUUAAUAGCCCAGGUAUUGUUGGUUUUGGCGAAGAGACUGAAGAAUAGGGGGUUGCUUUUGUCCGUCUGAGCUCAACACCCCAGCGAAGGUAGUGGGAAAGAGCUCACAUGUCAGCUUCACCAGGGGAGCCCCUUUCCUUCUCAGAACAUACUCAGAUUCUGGUGCUUCGCUUAGGGGCACAGAGCAGCCGCAGAUCUGUUUUCCUUGUUAGGCGGGGAAGAAAGGGACCGACUCGUUCUUGCUGGUGAGCUUAGCUGUAAAAAGCUCUCAAGAGUUAGGUGCGUAAAAUGCUGCAUGAGAUUUUUUUUUUAAAUGGCGCCAGCCAAACCAUUUUCUUUCUUUCUUUUUUCAUCUUUUGCUGUUUAAAAAAAAUCUGUUAGAAGGAAGGAAGGCCCUGUGUCUUCUGUGAUUUGGAACACAACAGUCCCAUUCGCUAAGCACAGUUCAGCAGCUUUCCGAUAAUAAAAUGCAGUGGCCUUAAAUACCUGUUCUGCUCCUGUAGAUCUUCCCAAUCUGGGGUGUCAAGCCCUGCGCAAUACGACUGGCAACUUGGUGCUCGCGUAACUGCUAGGGAAUUGUGUUCGUAUGUAUGUACUUGUCGAAGGGAACAAACGGUGCUUCACACGGACUAGCACACACACAUUCAGUUGACCUUCCUUUUUGUGCUUGGGAGGAGAGUGGCUCGUGUGCCUGUGAUGUUGUGCCCCUCCCUCCCAGUGGUGUGCAGAAUAACUGUUUCAAUCCGAGUUGGUAACCAGCUGAUCCAAGCCAGGACGUGGUGUGGUGUUCUUAAGUGAUCCAGAAUGAAAAAAAUAUGAGCUUCUCUGCAGAUUAAAUAUUAAUAAAAAACCAAUCAGGGCACCUCUUUCCACUGUUAAAAUGUAUCUUGAGUAUUUUCUCUCCAUCGCCACCCUGGCUUCCCAGCAGUCCGGAUCUCCCCCCCCCCUUUCCCUUUUCCACACCAGCUGAUCAAUUCCAGGUUCAGGAAUCCUUCAGAGACCCAAAGGCCACAGAGAGGUGUCAGGCAGCCUUUUGGUAGAAACGGGGACUGCUUUAAAAUGUGCCUGCUUUUGAAUUCCGUGCCUGGGGGAAACAGGCUGUGUCCUUUUAACAGGUUGCUGUGCCUUCAGAGACACUCAUGCAGUGCUGUCUUUGAUUUUCUUUCGUAUGCCUUUUUUCACCGAUUCUGCAAGUGGACUUAGAAGAGCCUGGGAUUGGGAAUCUGAUUUUUUUAAAAAAAAAAUGCACCUCUUAACAUGAUUCAUUUAAUUGAUUAAAAUACUAACCAAUGUUUUACUUCCUGUAUAGGUGAUUUUCGUAAGUGCCUUAUUUCAUAUGACAUGAAUAUAUUUAUGAGUAAUUAUUGCAAAAUGUAUCAUAGAAGGUGAAGAUCAAAUGCUACCAGAGCCUCCCUUUUGAAUCCCCCCAGUGGCUGAUUUCCAAUGCAGUCCUAAGCAGAGGGCCCAUAACUUCAGUGGACUUAGAAGGGAAUAACUCUGCUCACAUUCUGGUUGGGGUGACAUCAUUAAAAUAGACCCAUCAGAUAAGCCUUGGAAUUGGUGUGGGAUACAGUCAUAGCUGGAGUUCCUUGAAGCUUUGCAGUGGGAAAUACUGUUGGACCAAGAAUCUAGUUCACAAACGCUCCUGGCCAAUGCUGUGAUCUCCCAGAUUGAGGAGCAUGUUUUCACAUGUUUGCUGAAGACAAGGUGCUUGGUACUGUCUGUCUGCACAUACAGUAUGCCUGGUAACUGGCUGUCACAGACUCAAGACAGAACGAAUUGGUCUUAAGACUGGAUCUAAGGCCAUUUCUGCAUGGCCAGCUGAGCAGGGGUGCAUUGGCAUAGUUUAUGCCAAUGCACCCCCCGGGGCUGUUCUCAUGGACGGUCCCGCUGGCUGCGCAGCCGGUGGCUCAGCCUUCAUACCGGCUGCACUGCUCCCAAAUGGCUCUUACCUUCUGCCACCUUCCAUUGCGUUGUGGAGGCCAGGGGACACAUGCCCCACCUGUGGCCAGAGUGACAGCUCUGGGGUCGGAGGCCAGGAGGCAUGUCCCCUGGCUUCCACAAAGUGACAGAAGGCAGCAGAAGGUAAGAGCCGUUCGGGAGGGCCAUUCACUCGGCACCGAAUGGAAGCCAGCGUUUUCCAAAAACCUCGCUCCCCGGGGUUCAAAAAUUCAAUUUCGGGGGGGGGGGGGGACCACUGCAUCAAUUUGGCAGUGGCGUCUGUGAGAGGGUCCCCCCCAAAUGGUGUUUUAUCAGGCUGAAAUAAUUGAUUUCAGCCCGUGCGGAAACAGCCUAAAAGUAGACAGUUCCAUUGAAUCAAUAAAUACUAGAAUGACCCUGCCCUUGUUCAGCACCAGGGCCAGUAACAUGUAUGUUUCUGCUCAGCCUGAUUGUCAGGUGCCGAAUUCUAGUCAGUGAGGAGGGGCCUUCAUGUCUUUGACCAUCUUUAAAGUUGCCCUCCUUCAGAAUUUGGCAGCCUCUGCUCGCGUUUUUUUUUAAACAUUUCUUGGUAGUUGCUGUUUUUAAUCCAAACUUUUAAUGUGGCUUUUGUAAUCUCUUUGGUUAGUCGUUCUGUCUCUCUUUUUCUUGAGGGACUGUUUGUAAUGUGCGUGCGUGUGUUUUAAGGGUCCUUUUUACUGUGUAAACUUCAAAGCAAUCAUAAAUUCUUUCUAGCCAA
Molecule: messenger RNA, 6027 nt
Organism: Sphaerodactylus townsendi
Lineage: Eukaryota; Metazoa; Chordata; Lepidosauria; Squamata; Sphaerodactylidae
Gene: WASF2
Product: WASP family member 2
Exons: 10
Coding region: 196-1680 (494 amino acids)
Biological process (GO): actin cytoskeleton organization; positive regulation of Arp2/3 complex-mediated actin nucleation
Cellular component (GO): cytoskeleton
Molecular function (GO): actin binding; Arp2/3 complex binding; protein kinase A regulatory subunit binding
Source: RefSeq, a predicted model, not a curated record